This is a messenger RNA of Galeopterus variegatus (Sunda flying lemur), 1345 nucleotides long. RefSeq names its product chromosome unknown open reading frame, human C1orf56. Bases 223 to 1251 code for a protein of 342 amino acids. NCBI's taxonomy places the organism in Eukaryota, Metazoa, Chordata, Mammalia, Dermoptera, Cynocephalidae. Gene Ontology annotation, biological process: regulation of cell population proliferation. The transcript is spliced from 2 exons. The record is from RefSeq and is a predicted model, not a curated record.
UCCAGAGUUCCCUAGGAUUUUUAGCUCAGCCCCUGGGGCUGCAGGAGCGCAUGUGUGGCGCGUGGGGCAUGCGUCGGAGGUCCCCCUCCCCCCCCCUCUCCCCGCGGGCCUCGGUUCAAACGACCCAGUGGGUCGGUGGGUCGAGAGCAGAAGGGAGGGAGAGAAGGUAGGAGCUCGGGUCUCCCUCACUGGCCUUCCUCCCAACCCAAGCCGCCCAGCCCCAUGGUCCCCGCCGCCGGCGCGCUGCUCUGGGCCCUGCUGCUGAGUCUGGGGUCCCGGGCGGCGGGGGCCCAAGACCAGACCCAGACUCGGGCAGGGAUACAGCCAGUCAGCUUCCGCUUUGGGGGUCCUAUGACCCGCAGCUACCGGAGUAGCGCCCGCACCAGUCUUCCCCGGAAGACGAGGAUAACUCUGGAGGAUGAGAAUGACGCCUUGGCCAACGCCGACCGCCUGGCAGGUCCGGCGGCUGCCGAGCUCUUGGCCUCCACAGUGUCCACAGGCGUCGGCCGGUCGCCCGACUACAGUGAGGAGGAUGGGUCUUCAGAAGAGGGGGUUGUAAUUAAUGCCAGAAAGAACACCGACAAGUCCUAUACGACUCCCAAUUCAGCGAGGGGUUCCAGUACGAGAUUUAUAGCCAAUAGCCAGGAGGCCGAAAUCAGGCUGACUUCAAACGUGCCGCGCUCCAGCUGGAAGUCUACUGGGGACCUGCUGAGCUCCGAUGCCACCCUGAGCCGGUGGUCGACAGCUGGGUCCACCCCUGCGAGGCGGUGGCCAUCACCCUCACCCACAGCCAUGCCACCUCCCGAGGAUCUGAGGCUGAUGCUGUUGCCUUGGGGCCCGUGGCACUGCCACUGCAGGUCAGGCACCAUGAGCCGGACCCGGGCUGGGAAGCUGCGGGGCCUCUCCGGGCGCCUUAGAGUUGGGGCGCUGAGCCAACUCCGUACGGAGCACCGGCCUUGCACCUACCAGCAAUGUCCUUGCAACCGGCUUCGGGAGGAAUGCCCUCUGGACACAGGUCUCUGUCAUGACACCAACUGUGCAUCUCAAACCACCACCAGUACCAGCACCACCACUUCUACCCCCUUCCCCAGCAUCCACCUCAGACGCAGACCCAGCCUGCCGCCCCUUGGCCCCAGACCCAGCCCAGCUCUUGCUUUUUGGAAAAGGGUCAGGAUUGGCCUGGAGGAUAUUUGGAAUAGCCUCUCUUCAGUGUUCACAGAGAUGCAACCAAUAGACAGAAACCAGAGGUAAUGGCCACUUCAUCCACAAGAAGAGGUGUCAGCAUCUCAACCCCCUUUCAAACCCACUAGAUAUUCUUAGUACAGAAAAACAAAACUAGAAAAAA